Messenger RNA from Coccomyxa subellipsoidea C-169, 543 nucleotides. RefSeq lists its product as hypothetical. Gene Ontology annotation, molecular function: DNA binding; structural constituent of chromatin. The coding region runs from base 1 to 543 and encodes 180 amino acids. The record is from RefSeq and is a predicted model, not a curated record. Gene Ontology annotation, cellular component: nucleosome. NCBI's taxonomy places the organism in Eukaryota, Viridiplantae, Chlorophyta, Trebouxiophyceae, Coccomyxaceae. Gene Ontology annotation, biological process: nucleosome assembly. The transcript has 5 exons.
AUGAAGUGGACCCAAGUUCUCGCCUUUCUGGCAGCUCUGCUACUCUUCGCAUUUGUGACAGGUGCCCGCUACCCGGUGCCGAGCGAAUCUCUGGCCAUGAGUGGACAGGAAGCCGGAGAGGGCUUCGACCUGCUGAGGCGCACUCUGAAGCAAGGCACCGGUGCCUCCGGAGCCUCGACCUCCGGCUCUAGCGGUGACGGUGGCUCUGGCGGUGCCGGCGGCUCUAGCGGUGCCGGCGACUCUGGCGGUGCCGGCAGCAGUGGAUACGACGGCAAGAAGAAGGAGGAGCCCAAGAAGAAGGAGGAGCCCAAGAAGAAGGAGGAGCCCAAGAAGGAGGAGCCCAAGAAGAAGGAGGAGCCUAAGAAGGAGGAGCCCAAGAAGAAGGAGGAGCCCAAGAAGAAGGAGCAGCCACCGCCCAAGAAGGAGGAGCCCAAGAAGAAGGAGGAGCCCAAGAAGAAGGAGCAGCCACCGCCCAAGAAGGAGGAGCCCAAGAAGAAGGAGGAGCCCAAGAAGAAGGAUUACGGCGGCAAGAAGGGCAUCUGA